Doryrhamphus excisus (bluestripe pipefish) is the source of this 2545-nucleotide messenger RNA. RefSeq names its product torsin family 3, member A (gene tor3a). NCBI's taxonomy places the organism in Eukaryota, Metazoa, Chordata, Actinopteri, Syngnathiformes, Syngnathidae. The record is from RefSeq and is a predicted model, not a curated record. Gene Ontology annotation, cellular component: nuclear envelope; endoplasmic reticulum lumen. Gene Ontology annotation, molecular function: ATP binding; ATP hydrolysis activity.
AUGGGCGGAUUCGGCUGCCAUUUUAGUAGGCAGAAUCAAAAUGGUCCACUUGGAACAUUUCUUACGACGAAGGAAAUACUCAAAUAGGUCAUGUUUAGAGUCAGCCGGAUGUGUAUUUGUCAAUUUGUCAUGUUAAUGGGAAAUUGGUCAUGGUUCAAUGUAAAAGGUGCCAACUUGAUUAAUGUGACGCUAUUUGCGUCGUUCUCAAGUGAAAGAUUUGAGCUUGAAAUAACUGCUCAGCUGCUUACCAACAUGGCGGACAUUACGCUCCAUUGCAUACUACGCUCUUAUAGCAUGCAUGUUCGCAGCAUGUUAGUGUUUGCAGCACUUAUACGUCAACUAACUGAACAGAAGGCGCAGUUUUUACUUUGUCAGCAGGGUAUUCGUUAAAUAUUGUGCUGAACGUGCUAUGUUUUUACCCCCAAGCCUUUACGACUUCCGGUGUAGCAAUCGGUACGCCCCUCCAAUAGUAGCAUCUGUAGUCAAGCAGUGAUCUCUCGAUGGCUCAUUAGAUACUGUGUCCAGCUAACGGCCACGGUCGACCUCUUCCGCCAAUGAUUAUCCGCUUCUUUUUGCCGCUGCCGUUGCUGCUGGCUGUCUCCGCACAGGGUCACUUCUUCAGACUGGAGACCCUCUCCAAUGCGUCCACUUACUAUUUUAAUUAUAUUUACUGCAACAUUUGGGAGGGGGAGUGUCAGCCCCACCAAGACGAUGCGACGCAGCAAGUUCCAACCAGGGACCUUUGGGCGGCGUUUCCCCAGGACUACAUUAGCCUGGUGUACCAUUGGUACUGCAGCCUGGGUCAGUGCUGUGAGUCUGGGGACUGCAGGGUGACCAACAACAUCACAGGCUUGGCUCGAGACCUUCAGACCAAGCUCCACGGUCAGCACCUGGCUCAGUCUGUGGUUCUGAAAGCCAUCCAGGGUUUUAUCAACAACCCGGAGUCCAACAAGCCCCUGACACUGUCCUUCCACGGCUGGUCCGGUACCGGAAAGAACUUUGUGGCCAGGAUUAUUGCAGAUAACCUUUAUCGUGACGGGGUGAAGAGCGAGUGUGUCCGCCUGUUCAUCGCCCCGUUCCAUUUCCCACAUGCUAGACUGGUGGACACGUACAAGGGUCAGCUGAGAGAGGCAAUCCGGGACAUGGUUCUCCGUUGUUCUCAGACACUGUUCAUCUUUGAUGAGGCUGAGAAACUCCACCCAGGCCUCAUCGAUGCCAUCAAACCUUACAUGGACCACUAUGACAAUGUAGAUGGCGUCAAUUACCGAAAGGCCAUCUUCCUCUUCCUCAGUAAUAUUGGAGGAACGACAAUCAACGAUGUAGCCUUGGACUUUUGGCACUCAGGGCAGAACCGAGAGGACAUCGGGAUGGAAGAUCUGGAACAUCGGCUCCGAGCUGAAACCAUGGAGGCACAAGGUGGAUUUGCCCAGAGUGAGCUAAUGUCAGGCCACCUCAUCGACUUCUUCGUCCCCUUCCUACCUCUGGAAUACCGUCACGUAAAGCUCUGCGCCCAGGACGCCUUCACGGCUCGAGACCUUGAGACAGACGACACCACCUUGGAUGAGGUGGCAAAAGCCAUGCUGUACAUUCCAAAAGAGGAGAGAUUGUUCUCGGCCCAGGGAUGCAAGUCCAUACCUCAGCGGAUCAACUUUUUUCUUCCUUAGAGGAGAGACCUGGAGCAGGUUGUGGUGGGUCAUGCUUUUACAGGUGCAACGCGUGUCUGUCCAGGUCACAAAGAGCAAGUCACACAACAGCACAUGCUGUGUGUGGGAGCGCAAAGCACCAUUUGCUGUAGAGCGUCAAGACGGACAGACGGGCCACCUGGCCGUCUUACGAUAAACACAUUUCACUUUAUAUUGUGCAAAAGACUGAGCCCUGUCAUAGUUGAUUGUUAUGUUGAUAUGAUAAAACACAUCUAAAGGUGGCGUAAGACUUUUGCACAUAUACAGUACACACAAACAUCCACAAUUUCCACCCAAUUUUAUGUUGCACUAUCUUAAGUCCAUCUUUUAUUUAUAUAAGUGUUACUACUAAUCAUCGUACAUGCUCUGCUUUUUCAAGUAGGGGCUUGUUGUCAAUGUGAAAUUAACUUUUGGUGUUUUUGAAACAACCCUAAAGGGCACUGAAUUGUUGUUAACAGGCACCUAAGGUGACAAGGUGUUGAAAAGCAGUUGAUAUAUAUUUUAUUAUUAUUUUAAGAAUAAUUGAUGCUCACUGUAGAGCAGGGAAGGAAACCUGCUCAGAUAAUAUCAGUUGUAUUUAAUGUAAAAAUGAAUUGAUUUUACCUCCCUGAUUGUAAGUAUGUUCAGUGUUUACACUUUUAAUUGUCUCUUUUGAUGUCUCUCUCGCCCAAAGACAGCUGGGAUAGGCUCCAGCAUUCCUCCGAACCUAGUGAGAACAUGCGCUACAGAAAAUGGAUGAACAUUAAAAAAUAAUAAAUGAUACCCAUAAUGGUCUUCUUUUCUGUGGACACUAAAAAGCCUCACAAAUGUAUAAUUGUGUCCCACAGCAGGGCAAUAAUAAACAACGGCACCCAUGUGAUCCA